Molecule: messenger RNA, 1473 nt
Organism: Nomascus leucogenys (northern white-cheeked gibbon)
Lineage: Eukaryota; Metazoa; Chordata; Mammalia; Primates; Hylobatidae
Gene: KLRB1
Product: killer cell lectin like receptor B1
Source: RefSeq, a predicted model, not a curated record
CCGUUUGCUGAUUUUGCCUCACAGAAUUGAGAGUUUGUUCUUAUACACAAGUUUAAUGCCACCUUCCUCUGUCUGCCAUGGACCAACAAGCGAUAUAUGCUGAGUUAAGCUUACCCACGGACUCAGGCCCAGAAAGUUCUUCACCUUCAUCUCUUCCUCGGGAUGUCUGUCAGGGUUCACCUUGGCAUCAAUUUGCCCUAAAACUUAGCUGUGCUGGGAUUAUUCUCCUUGUCUUGGUUGUUACUGGGUUGAGUGUUUCAGUGACAUCCUUAAUACAGAAAUCAUCAACAGAAAAAUGCAGUGUGGACAUUCAACAGAACAGGAAUAAAACAACAGAGAGACCGGUUCUCUUAAACUGCCCAAUAUAUUGGCAGCAACUCCGAGAGAAAUGCUUGUUAUUUUCUCACACUGUCAACCCUUGGAAUAACAGUCUAGCUGAUUGUUCCACCAAAGAAUCCAGCUUGCUGCUUAUUCGAGAUAAGGAUGAAUUGACACAUACACAGAACCUGAUACGUGACAAAGCAAUUCUGUUUUGGAUUGGAUUAAAUUUUUCAUUAUCAGAGAAGAACUGGAAGUGGAUAAAUGGCUCUUUUUUAAAUUCUAAUGACUUAGAAAUUAGAGGUGAUGCUAAAGAAAACAGCUGUAUUUACAUCUCACAGACAUCUGUGUAUUCUGAGUACUGUAGUACAGAAAUCAGAUGGAUCUGCCAAAAAGAACUAACACCUGUGAAAAAUAAAGUGUAUCCUGACUCUUGACUAUGAAUCCCAUCUCAAUUUAUCUGCUUCCCAUUACUGAUCUCUGUACUUUUAGCUGCACAUACUAUUGGCACUACCUAAUGUACAUUUAGUGGCACAAAGUGAACAAAUUCUGAGAAUUGUGCAACUGUUAUGAAUCUUACAGAAGUUCACGUUUAUCAUAUUCAUUCUACUAAAUGAGGAAACAGAGACAUAGAGAAAACAUGUAUCAUUUUAAAGAAACAGUGAUCUUCUAUGGUGAAGGAGUGAAGGAUGUCCAUGAAUAUGCCAGAUUGGUAUAGUGAUUUUGUGUUUAAAACAGUACAGAAAUUGUAGAUUCAGAAAGGGAGAGCUGACCUGUCUCUUCCUGCAUGCGGCAAGCCAUAAAGAUUCCUCUGGGAGGGCUACCCGAGUCAUACAAGGGCAAGAAAAUAGCUUUUAUCACCAGAGACCUGGAAUUGGAUGCUGCAAUGAACCUGAAUAAAGAUACUUAAUAAACACCUAUUUUUCACCUAUUUUACAGCCCCCCACAACCAAUAUAUCUCCUAGUGACUCCUCUAGAAAAUUUAUUGCCCCUAGCCAGCUUUUUUUUAUCCUGUCAUUUCUUUUCAAAUUUAUCAUUCUUGGUCUAAAAAGCAUAAAAGCAUCUUGCUUAGGCCACUUCUAUGGAUGUCACUCUCUUGCGAGUUCCUCAUGUACAUGCAAAACGAAUAAAAUGUGUAUACUUUUAUUUUGUUCA